Molecule: messenger RNA, 1668 nt
Organism: Saccostrea echinata
Lineage: Eukaryota; Metazoa; Mollusca; Bivalvia; Ostreida; Ostreidae
Exons: 1
Coding region: 1-1668 (555 amino acids)
Biological process (GO): positive regulation of DNA-templated transcription
Cellular component (GO): chromatin; nucleoplasm
Molecular function (GO): zinc ion binding; ubiquitin-protein transferase activity
Source: RefSeq, a predicted model, not a curated record
AUGGGUUCAAUAUUUAGCAAACGGUGUGACAUACGACAGUGCUCCAAAUGUCAGAAAAGCACAGAAUUCUACUGUAACACGUGUAAACGUAACUUGUGUCUUAAGUGCAAAGAAAGACAUUUUUUUGAUUUAGAUACAGUUAACCAUGACGUUGUGAUCAACCAAGAAAAAUGUGAAACAUGUGAGACAUGUGAAAUACAUCCGGACAGAUUCUAUGAAACCUUUUGUCAUUCAUGUAAACUUCCUGCCUGUUUCCAAUGUACAGAACACAGAAAUCACAGACUAGCGGAUAUCAUAACAUCUUAUAAAUCAAAGCGUCAACAACACAAUGAAAUUAUUUGCAACAUCAGAAGUGAAACUCUCUAUAACAGCCAUUGUCUCUUGGCAGGAAUCAAAAAUGAUAUACAAAAAAGUCACAGAGGAAUCUUCAACCCACAAUCAGAGAUGUCAACAAAAGCAAAGAAAAUAAAGGACCUCACUGAUACUGUCAUCUGCGAUAAUAAUAAACUCUUGAUCACAAUUAAAUGUUCUAUGAUUCAUAGAUUACAACAACAGAUCAGAAAUAUUAACAAGCACAUUGGCAGCAUAGAAAACUUUGAACAUAAUUUUAUAAAGUCAGCAAACAGAUAUAGACCAAUAGAAUUUCUCUUAUUUCUAAAAAAAUACCCGUGUACCGAAUAUAAAAGCAUCGCCUCUUCAUUAAAAAAAACCCUGUUGUCAAUGACUGAGAAAAUCAACAAAGAGAAUAUGAUUAGAUUACUUUGUGAAAUCCAAAUCAUAGAGACAGGGCAAAGACAAGUAAGAAAUGAAUGUCUGUUUAAAUUGAUGUCUACACCCGUAUUGCAUAAAUCUAUCGAAGUAAGUGUUACUGGUGCAUGGCACAUUUCUUGUGUAAAUUCAGAACAGGUCUGGAUUAGUGAUCCCUCGAUAAACGAUUGUAUCUUGACAAACAAAAAAGGUAAAUCCCUCCAACGUUUGAUCGACAUAUCACUUGAUACUUUCAGUUAUGGAGCACACACGGUUAACAUUACCGGUGAUCUCAUCUAUAUAGACAAAGGCUAUAACAUUAAAAAACUUUCUUACAAUGACAGAAAAAAGUUUACACUGAUAAAGACAAAAGCACCAUGGAGACCUUUCUGUGUCUACAGCUCCCCCUUCACUGCAGACCUGCUGGUCGGGAUGAUGAAUACUGAUACAGAGACAGGCAAGGUGAACCGUUACAAUAACACAGGACAACACAUACAGACCAUACAGUACGGCAACACAGGUCAGGAAAUGUAUAGUGAACCUAGAUACAUCACAGAAAACCGCAAUGGAGAUGUUAUUGUGUCUGACUUUGGCAGUGAUGCUGUAGUGGUGACAGAGUAUGGGGGGAGACAUCGCUUCUCCUACACAGGACACCCAUCAGGAUCAGGACUAUCACCACUUGGAAUCUGUACUGACGCGCUGUCACACAUCAUUGUGUGUGGUUUUAAGACCAGAACAGUACAGAUGAUUGACAAGAAUGGAAAUUUCUUGAAAAUUAUACUGAAAGGACAAAUAGACGAACCGCUGAGCCUUUGUUACGAUUGGAAAACUCAUCUUCUCUGGGUUGAAUCAUGGAACGACAAAGUGUGUAUAUACAGAUAUAUAAAUAAACAUGUUAUUGACAAUCCGACAGAUGAAUGA